Candidula unifasciata is the source of this 702-nucleotide messenger RNA. The record is from the annotation of a GenBank genome assembly. NCBI's taxonomy places the organism in Eukaryota, Metazoa, Mollusca, Gastropoda, Stylommatophora, Geomitridae.
AUGAAGCCAUUCUGUUUGUCGCUGGUUGCCGUGGUAACAACUCUGGCAUUAUCGGUCAGUGCAGCAGACAAGAAAUCUAAAGUGCAGUGGCAGUCAGUCAGAGUCAAUGAAACAGUUACAGCAGAGGCGACCCUGGACAUCCUGGUGAAGAACUACGACGCCAACGGUGACCUACAUGGGACCCUGCGCAUCGCUUUGUUUGGGGAGACAGUCCCCAUGACAGUCCUCAACUUUUUCAGCAUCUGCAACGGUAUUAAACGACCAUCAGGCGAGCUCAAGUACGCCAACACCCAGUGCCACAGAAUGAUCCGGGACUUGAACUUCCAGUGUGGGGACACCACCACAGGCGAUGGUUCUGGGGGUAUCAGUAUGUUUGGGGACACGUUUAACGACGAGAACUUCCAGAUCGGCAUCAGUGAGAAGGGCACACUGGGCAUGGCGAACAGGGGCCCAAACUCCAACGGCUCGCAGUUCUUCAUCACCUUCGGCAGCUGGCAGUACCUGGACAACAUGCACGUGGGCUUCGGGCAGGUCAUUGGCAAGGAGUCACUGGAAUUCCUAGACAAACUGGCAGAGAUUGAGGUGGAAGACGACGGUCUGACGCCAAAGAAAAAGAUCAAGAUUGUGGGUUGCCAGGCCAAGGAUGUGAAGAAGUACCAGCUAGAAAGACGUGCAAAUGUUAACGAUGAUAAGUUCUCAUAA